AUGUUGCGAGGGAUACUAUCAUACUGGAUCUUCCCCAUAAUCAGUGGCGUAGUCUGGCUCGGCACCCUUUUAGGGUUACUAAUCUACUGGUGCACCAACGAGAACCGACGACACUACUCGUCCAUGGACGAGCGGCAGACCAUCGCGUACAUCUCUGACGUGGGCGCCUCGACGUUAAAACCGCUCUUCAUCGCGGGCUGUGCUGUGACCACGGUGUUUCUGGACCUCUCCUUCGGCGCCGACCGCUGGCUGCGCCACAAGGGCCGGCUGGUGCCCAACACGACGACGACGGAAAAGGUGCUGUCGGGCAUGACCAUCGUCUUCGCCAUCAUCGGCACCUGCGGCUUGAUCCUGCUGUCCAUCUUCGACACGGCGCGCCACCCCAAGCUGCACAACAUCUUUCUGCUGCUGUUCAUCGCCGGCUACGUGAUCAGUGCCAUCUUCAUCUGCUGGGAGUACCAGCGUCUGGGCAUGCGGUACCGUGAUCAUCGGGUUUUGCGCAUCUCGUUCUGGAUCAAGCUGGUCUUUGUCAUUGUCGAGAUCAUCCUCGCCAUCGCGUUCGCCAGCUGCUCGUUUACACACCACUAUAACCCUGCGGCCGUUUUGGAGUGGACGAUUGCCUUCAUCUUCAGCUUCUACGUCUUUUCAUUCUGGAUCGACCUGUAUCCCGCCGUCAGGACCAAGGGGAGCGGUGGAUACAGGGGCAACAAGGGCGGCAUGAAUGAACAUGGUGAAUCUGGACAGAGUAUGGAGGAGCAAGGGAUUGCCGGCAAUGAUAGGACGUUGAUGGGAGAGGGACAUGGGCAUGGACAUGGACAUGGUGGCUAUGAUGACCCGAGGAACAGUUACUACAGUGGCAAUGGGUAUAGUGGCAGCCGGCCGGGUAUGGCGGGGAAUUAUCAAAGUGGGUUGAGGGGGAUGGCUCUCCCUAAUGAUUUUUAG
This is a messenger RNA of Sordaria macrospora k-hell, 942 nucleotides long. RefSeq lists its product as uncharacterized. Gene Ontology annotation, cellular component: plasma membrane. The record is from RefSeq and is a predicted model, not a curated record. Lineage: Eukaryota; Fungi; Ascomycota; Sordariomycetes; Sordariales; Sordariaceae.